AUGAGGAGCUCACCAAGAAGAAGAAUGGCAAGAUGGCGGGCACCAAGAAAAGGGCAGGGAAGAAGAACAAAAAGGGAGGAGGAAGACAAGAACAAAGAGGAGGAGGAGGAUGCGCUCGAGAAUAGCAGCCAAGAUGUCCUAGACGAUGAGGUGGAGAUCAAGACAAAGAACAAGGAUACCAAGAACAAAAUGCAUCGAUCCAAGAAGGCCAACAAGACUAAGCGCAGAAAGGAGGAGAAGGCCAAGAAAAGGCCCGGGAAGAAGAAGCAUGAAGACAAGGAGAAGAAGGAGGAGGAGGAGGAGGAGGACAAGAUUAAGGAAGAAGUGGAGAAACAUGCCAAGAAGGAGGCACUCCAGGCCAGGAAGAAGAAGUAG
Messenger RNA from Aegilops tauschii subsp. strangulata, 375 nucleotides. Lineage: Eukaryota; Viridiplantae; Streptophyta; Magnoliopsida; Poales; Poaceae. The record is from RefSeq and is a predicted model, not a curated record.